Messenger RNA from Brassica rapa (field mustard), 4943 nucleotides. RefSeq names its product protein trichome birefringence-like 43. Gene Ontology annotation, cellular component: Golgi apparatus. The record is from RefSeq and is a predicted model, not a curated record. Gene Ontology annotation, molecular function: O-acetyltransferase activity. Lineage: Eukaryota; Viridiplantae; Streptophyta; Magnoliopsida; Brassicales; Brassicaceae.
AUUAUAAUGAAACAGAAAUAGUAAUAGUAACAGUAAUAGUAAUAAAGACCAUAUCAAUUUCCAUAUAGUUGAAAAAAGAAAACUUCUGUAUAUUAGUAGACAGAUAUUAACUUCCAUAUACAUUAUUUAAGACCUUUAAAUCUCCAGUACUAAAUCCAACAUAAAAUGGAAAGUGACAAUUCAUUUCCUGUAAAUUAACACAUCAUUUAAGGAAAGAGAUAUAGAAAAUAUUUAUAAUUCAAGAACAAAAUCCUAACGUUCCUAAUUGUAUAUAUUUCCAUAUACGUCACACCGAAUUUUGAUGUAUAAAAGAACUAACGCAACUAAGAAAAACAAAAUAUCUAAUUAAUCACACAAUUCUUCCUCCUCAACAACCCAAAACAUUGAUAACCUCUGUGAGUUUUGCAAUGAUGAGAGGUGCUGCUUCGACCGAAGUAGUAGCAGUCAUGGUAAUGAUGCUAGCGGUAUUGAACCAAUUAGAGAGUGCUGCAGCUAAUGAUUCAUUAUCAUCAAACAAAAGUUUUUGUAAUAUUUAUAGAGGAAGUUGGGUCUACGACAAUUCUUACCCUCUCUAUGAUUCCAAGUCUUGCCCUUUUAUCGAGAGACAGUUUAACUGCAAGUCCAAUGGUCGCCCCGACCAAGAUUACCUCAAGUAUCGUUGGCAACCAUCCGGUUGCAAUGUCAUAAGAUUCAACGGCUUAGAUUUUCUGGAAAGAUUGAAAGGGAAGAAACUCAUGUUCGUAGGCGACUCACUGAGUCUAAACCAAUGGCAGUCUCUCACGUGUUUGCUCCACAACGCCUCACCAAAAGCUAAAUUCACCAUUACUCGUUCCCCUUCUGGCCUCUCCGUCUUCUCCUUCCCCGCUUACAAUGCAACGAUUAUGUUCUCAAGAAACGCGUUUCUGGUGGAUAUAGUCGGAGCUCCACCAAAGCGAGUGAUGAAGCUCGACUCGAUCUCAACCGGUUCGCUGUGGAAAACCGCAGACGUUUUGGUCUUCAACUCUUGGCAUUGGUGGCUUCACACCGGCAGAAAGCAACCAUGGGAUGCAGUUGAGUAUGGAAAUGUAACGGUUAGAGACAUGGACCGAUUAGUGGCGUAUGAGAAAGCCAUUAGGACUUGGGGUAUGUGGAUUGACCAAAACAUUGAUCAUUAUAAAACUAAAGUGUUUUUCCAAGGUGUCUCUCCUGACCAUGCCCGGUCAAAGGAUUGGUCGAAGCAAGGUGGUAAUGGCAGCUGCAUUGGAGAAACAAAGCCGGUUAUGGGAUCAAACUAUCCGGCAGGGCCACACCCAGCAGAAAUGGUGGUGGAGAAAGUUAUCAAGACCAUGAAGCAUCCGGCGCGGUUAAUGGACGUGACAUUAAUGUCUCAGUUAAGGAAAGACGGUCAUCCUUCGGUCUAUGGAUUCGGUGGUCACAAGAACCCGGAUUGUAGCCACUGGUGUCUUGCUGGAGUUCCAGAUAGCUGGAACCAGCUACUGUACUCUGAGUUAUUUCAUUCUUGAUUCCUGAUGGAUAUAGAGAGUCUCGAACAUAGCUCAAUUCAUUAUUGUACUUUGGUUAUUUUGAAUGAAUUAUGGCCCAAGUCAUUCCGGCUUAUGACAUAGUUUUCCGUAGGUACAUACAAGCAAUCAACAAAUAAUUAGCAAGGUAACAUCUUUAGACGCAUUGUAUUUUAUCUCUUCAAAUUUCCAUAUACAUGAGAAAUUCUAUAAAUUAAUACUCAAUAUAUUAAUAAAUAAAAUAAAUUAAUAUUUUUUUCCGGAAUUGAAUCAAUUCAAAAUAUAACACAAUUUGACAAAAAAAUAAUAAGAUAAUAAAUAUUUAAUUUUUCUUAUAAGCCCAUGAUUCUAAUAAAACAUAAAUUAUUAAUUACUAGUUUGUAUGAAGUUUAUAUAAUAUAAAUAAAUAUUAUAGUAUCUAUAUUUAUUUACAGUGAAAUCUAUUUCUAAUUUUUAUUAACAUUUUGAUGCUAUUUUGUCAGAUAAUAUCUAAACCCCAUCAAGAUUAUAUAUUGUAUAUUUCAAUAUAACCAAUAAUCUAAAAUAUAAAUAAAAUAAAAAUGAGUUUAUUAGCGAAUACACAACAUCAUAAAAUUUUGUUCUUUUGUUUGCAUAAAAUAUACACUUAAAUAUAUUAAUUUUAUCAAUAUUUUCUUCUUUUUAAAUUAAUUUUUUAUAAAUUUAUAAAUUAAUAAAUAUUAGAAUCUCAGAAUUAUUAAUGAAUAAAGUUCUCAAAAACUUCAUCAUAUAAUAAAUAUAUUUUAUUAUGAACAAAAAUAUAUAUUUUAUUAAAAAUAAAUUUAACACAAUAUUAUACUCACUUACUAAAUGAUAAAUUCCAAAAGAGUACAUCUAAUUUGUUUGCUAAAUAGAUAAUUGCUUCUCCUUUUUAUUUAUUUUCUUUAAUAGUUGAAAGAUUUUGUGAGAACUCUUUGAUAAUGAUGUUUUAGCUACAUAAUAAGGCACUGUUUGUUUCUGUAUUUGAUGCAGCAUCUAGAUGUAUCUUGAUAUUGCAUCCGGAUGUUUUUUUUAUAAUUAGUAUUUGUAUUCAGAUACAACAUAUGGAUGUUAAGUUGUUCGUUUUUAUCAUUUUAACUAAUAGUAUUUGAAUCAAGUAAAGUGGAUGAGCUUCAAAAAGGUUGGCUUCACUGCGAAAAUUUUGAGAGUCAGCUAUAUAUAUGCAUAUAAUUAAAGAAUAAAAACAGUGACAAAAAAAAAUUAAAAAAUUAAAAAAAAAAACGUUUCCAUUUUCUAUCUUUUUACAGUGUUUGACAGAGAUUGUGGUAAUCAUGUCUUCUUUGAGACAACUAACUUAUUACCUUCCCCUUCGCUAACUAAUAUGAAGAUGUCGUCAUGAACGUUGCCACUUCCCCAGAUCAUAAUAAUAGAGAACUUUAGUGUAUCAUUACGAAAGUAAAAAAUAAUUAUUUGGAAGCUGUUUCCUGCUAUCAAAUUUCAAGAGAAUUCUCAAAACCUAAGAGAAUUAUUACGAAAGUGUAUCAUUUUUUUUUUGUAACACUUGCUCAUUAAAUUAAAAAUGAAAAGGCUUCAGGCCCAAAGUAUUUUUAGCCCAAAGAUGGGUCAGAUACACGAGACGAAAAUAGGGAGAGUUUUGCUAAUCGAUCCGCUUCCACAUUCAGCGAUCGAGAGAGAUGAGAGAAAGAUAUCUCGACAAACGCAGAUGAGAUCCUUUGGAUAUCUUUGACAAUACCAAAGAUCUCUUUUACCUGCAAGUCGUUGUUGAUGGCUCUGAUGAGCGUUAGGUUGUCAGAGAAAGCUUUGAGCUUUUGAUGCUCAAGUUCCACUGCAGAGAGGAGACCGGAUCGGAGCGCAAUUGCUUCCGCUACUAGUGGUGAGGUGAUCGAUUCAAGCGUAGCUGAUCCACAAAAGUGUAUCAUUCUCAAAACAAAUUCACGUUUUACUGAUGUGCGACUAAAAAUACUCGUUACGAGAUUCUUGACUGCCUGAUUUUCCAUACCGAAUACAUCCAUAUAUCAGUUACAUAUAUAUAUGAAUUUUGGACUAAAUGUAAUAGUAGUCUUGGUGAUUUUUAUCUCAUCUUUAACCCUAAAACUCCCAUGGUGAACUUCAGUAAUGCAAAGGAAAAUAAAGGGUUUUUCUUUUUGUAAAAGGGCUUUCAGAAAUAAAAUGUCUAGCGGUUAGGACAUUGGACUCUGAAUCCAAAAUAAAGGUUCGAGAGAAAGUUUCUUGCGAUCCAUUGUAGUUUUGGCUCGUCGGAUAUAUUCAAGCAUAUCCUUUUCUAAUCUUUGUCCAAAGAGGGAACAAAACAUAGCCAAUUAAGUUUCCCCAUCUUGAUUUUAAACCUUUCUCCAUCAUUUUUGCCAAAUCCUGUGUUUAUAUUAUUCGUUAUAAAAUUCUCUAACGUAUAUAAUAUUAGAUUUUAACUCUUUACAAAAAUUAUGAAAAGUUCAGAUGAGUUUUUAUACCUCAAUAAUUCUGUUUGGACGUAGGUUGAAAAAAAUAACGCCAUGGAGACUUUGUUCUUAACUUAGAUUUUUUUUCCAUAUCUGCUGGAUUAGUGAAGUUAAUUUGAUGGUGUAAAAUAUUAUCUCAAACGCGAAAACAAUAGGGAAAAAAUUAUAGUGACUUACCGUAUCUUUGAUUCAAAUAUCGUGAAAGGCCAGCUUGCACAAUUCCAAAAAGAACAUCAUUCACCGUCUAAUUAAAAAUGAGACAAUCAAAUCAAUCCAUGAAAAGAUUAUUUAAAAUAAACUAUUAAGCAACGUACCAUAUUCAUCGCAUUCUUCACCACUUUCACAUCAUCCAAACUAAUAAUUAGAUGAAUAAACUUAUUAAUGCUAACUGUAGCACCUGGUUUACCCUUAAGAGGUGUUGCUUCGUCUCCAGGAAAGCAUACGAUUACCAUGGAUUUAAAAAUUUCAAUGCAAGUGUGAAACAUUAGUCUUACUAUAAACCAAAACCAAGUAACCAAUGACCAACAAGCAUGUGUCGCAUUACCAAUGACCAACAAGCAAGUAAACAAUAAAUUUGAUAAUUUUUUUUAACUACUGAUAAAAAAAUUUAAAACACAUAAUUCUUGCAAAAAGAAAACUUUUCCUUCUCUUGCUUUCGUCGCGUAACACGAUCGAAAGUAACAAGGGAAGCUCCAUAGAUGAAAACUACCCUUUCGUACGAAAAACAACAAGAUGGUUCGAGGUGACUCUGAUUGUUAUAGUGACGUUUAUGGUGGUUAUCGUUGAUGACGACAACAACUAAUUCUCUGAAAAACCUUACAUGGAUCGUGAGAAGAACAAUAUUUUAGGAAAUAAGAUCUUGUAGAAGAUGAAAGAUGAGAGAUGCAGCUGUUGCAUUAGUCUCUCACGUUUAAGGAGAUACAUAUUCACAUAUAUAUGUGCACACAUUUAGGUUAGAAAAAAUAGUGAUUUGGUAUUGAUUUAUAAUAUUAAUUAAACCAAAAUCGGU